Molecule: messenger RNA, 2976 nt
Organism: Danio rerio (zebrafish)
Lineage: Eukaryota; Metazoa; Chordata; Actinopteri; Cypriniformes; Danionidae
Source: RefSeq, a predicted model, not a curated record
UAAUACUGUUUUUGUUUUCCUCCAACAAGUAACGGAACAAGAGACGAAAAUACCGAAGAAAACCAUAAUAAUUGAGGAGACGAUCACCACAGUGGUGAAGAACACGCGCAUGAAGAGACAUGCAUCUCCACGACCAUCACCGAUGGGAGCUUUCCGUUCAGAGACGCCCACACCUGAACCACCCAGACAGAGACGAACCAUGGCCAGGAAAACCGUACCAACACUCUACGUCCCGGAGGCAGAAGGAGCCACCGCUAGAAACCCCAGAUGGGUGGAGGUCGAGGAAAUCAUCGAGUAUAAAGUCAACAAAUCACCCAAGCUACCAAGAAGAAGGGGCAUUUCUCCUGGCAAGCGGUCAUCGCCUGCCAACCCAAACACUAAUAACUCCAACAACAAGUUGGUAGAGGCUACAUUAGGGGCUGUAAUGACUCUUCAAGCCUCGUCAGAUGAUGAAGACACUGAGCAAAAUGUUGCUGAAGUGAUGGAGAGCAUAAUUGGCGAAACCAGUGACCCUGAUGGAGACGACAAAGGAACCAUUAUCUUGGAAUCUGAAGAUGAUGAAUUCGGCAAUCGAGAUUUUAAAAUGCUGAGCGAUGGGAAUAAAGUCCUCACUCUUGAAGAUCUGGAAGAUUAUAUUCCUCAGGAAGGUGAAACAUUUGGCAGUCAUCCCAACCGGCAGAUCCCUGAGGAGAAGCCAAGCCAGAUCUCGGUGUUGCAGAGGGAGGUUAAUGAAACGGUGAUUGGAAAACCUAUUUUAUUGAACGUCGGACGUCCGGUGGCACCUCCAAAACCUCGCACGGGCUUCUUCGGCUCUUUCAAGGAACACAUUUCCAGCAUGUUUACUCCGGGUUCGUUGGCCAACACGGGCUCCCGGUCAAGACAAGAGAAGAAUAUCCCUAUUCAUGUGAUGGGAGGAUCUUCAUCCGGCUUCGCACAUCAUGCCAGCAGCGCUGCGAGGUUUGAAGUCCAGCCGACGUACUGCUCCGAGGUCCAGAGAGGAAAAGGAGGAGGUCUGCAGAGCUUCAAAACGCAAGUUUCUGCACAAACCCACAGCUACACACCAGCCGGACAGCUCACUCUUCAGAUCGACAAGAACAAGCCAACUGGAAAGCAGUAACGAGGAAACCGCUCAGGACCGCUCCUCGCGUUUAUCAUCAGGACAUUCGGUAGACCUAGUCUUAAAAUGGGAACAUUUCUGUCAAAUCAGAGAGAGAGUUUUAUUCAAUAGCAAGGCUUCUGCUAACAGCAGAUCAUUCCAUGUUGUUGAGGCGACGCUUUACAUUGAAUGCCUUUAAAUCUGACCUAAUGAAGACUUUUUAAGACGUCCAGUUAGCAUGGAAUCACGCAGCUGAGAAUGCCAAAUCUGAUACAACAUCAAUGAGCAAAUACAGAAAGUCUGAAGAAAGCCAAAUCCAACUGCUUUGGACUUUAAUAAGAUUGUGGUUAUUAUGAGGUCCUUUUACACCUGGUGGUCAAGAUGGAUUUUGGUCAAUCUGAUCACAAGCGUAUGAUGCUAAACUCAGUUUUAUAUAGUGUCCAGAAGGUUUGAGUUUGUCCACUAUUAAACAUUUUGAGCAGCAGUCAAUAACAUGAUUGGUUACAUAGUGUAGAGACUCGUAGUGGAUCGUGUUCAAAUAAGACAACCAACUGUCAGUCUAAUAAUCUGAUUUUCAACAUUACAGGAUAUGUUGUUGAAUUGCUGUAAGAUAUUGUAAGUUUGGGUUGCAGGUAGGAAUGGGCCGGUAUAAGAUUCUGACGGUACGAUAAUUUUGGAUAAAAAUAUCACGGUUUCACGGUAUUGUGAUUACUGCUCUGAAAUACAUUCUUUUAAACAACUUUUUUCCCUUUUAAAGACGAAAUAUUUUAAUUAGAGAAACAAUUUAAAUAUGUUGGAGCAGUAAACAUGUCAGGCUGAAUAAUUCAGAUGAAUUAUUGACUUCUGCUGUCUUUAUUAGUUUCAAAAACAGAUUUCUUGACCAUUUAAAACGGCAUCUUUGGAUAUCUCUUCUGCUGGAGAUACUGCUGUCCUUAAAAACUUAAAUAAAAAACCUUACAUUUACUUUAGGAAUGUUAUUACAGAAAAGUUUUGCGGUUUUAAAACCUUGAUUUUUCCAAACCACGGUUUAACUUGAAAAUCAUCCCAUGCCUAGUUGCAGGUAUUCAGUAAAAAAAAAAACAAUUAUCUAAUUUGUACAUUUCAGUAUGAUCUGCUCAUCCCCUGAUGACUGUGGGCUUUAGAGGUAUGCCUCCUUUUAAAGAAAAAUACAAAUACAAAAAUUCAAAUUUUUGUUACACACAUUUCCCAUUGAGAUCAGGCUGAAGUAAAUGGAAAUGUGUCUCCUUCAUCUACUUAUGAUCCAAUUGACCAAAACGCAUCAUAACACCAGGUGUGAACUAGACUUUGGAUUGAAUGUACCUCAGUAAUGCACGCACAUAUAACAGGUGAGUGUUUUUUCAAUAUAAAGCCAAAUCAACAUUUAUUUUUUGCAUGAGUUGAAUCUGAGGUCUGUUUACGUAUCAGAAAUCGUGCACUGAGGUUUCCUCAACGUGCUCAGCAUUUUACAGUGAACGUAUACGGUUUUGCAGACCGACAGAAGAAUAGCUGUGGGAGAUUUUAAGACUUAAGAAGCAUAACACAAAAUCUAUUUAAUGACUUUAGAAGAUUUAUUUUAAAAAGUAUUUUUGUGCAACAUGACUUUUAAGCACAGUAUUUACAGAUUUUAAAAAGUUUUGCGAUUUACUGGAGUAAUACUAAUAUAUAUAUAUAUUAAAUGUGUUUGAACUACAAAUACAAAUUUUGCAUCAACCAAAAUUUGCAUGUGUAACAUAAUUCGUAUUGUUUUGGUGGAUCACAUGGUUUGGUAAAAAGCAAAAUAAAUUAGAACUGCCAAGGGUGUUCAGUUGCUAAAAGACAAAAAAAAUAAUAAUGGAAUAAAUAUAAAUAAAAAUGUACGUCUUGAAGAUUUGCUGCAUUAC